AUGUCGCAAUCCCAGUCAGCUCAGCCGGGUGAUGGGAGAAAUGUCCAUUUUUUGGACGUUUCGACGGGUAACUUGUUAGGUGGCUUCUACCAAAAUGGCUCAGUUACCCAAUCCAACUUCCUCGAUAUGCUCAACAUCGUCUUGAAUGUUGUACCACACGGACGUUCCAGGCUAUGCCUUCGCUCAUUCACCGUCAAAACGAAGUCUGGGCGAACUAUCUCAAAAACUAGCCAAGUGCUGAGACCUGGAGAUUAUGAUAUCUAUGCUCCUGACGGCUGUUCUAUCGCGCUCACUGACGAAGAGCCUAUACGCCGAAUUUUCUCUCGCAGUCGUAGCAACCGUGAGCAGAGUUUCAGAAAUGGUGUACGGGCCAGAGAUAAGAAGUGUGUCUUUACUGGGGUCGUUAACCGAAGGAAUUUCAGCCAGUUCAUCACUAAUACGGAUUCGGGAAACCAUGCGGCGUCCAUCAACUCGGUUCAAAAUGGGCUUCUCCUUCAAAGCACCGUACAUACAUUAUUUGACACCUACUCGAUUUCGGUGAACCCAGAUGAUAACUACAAGAUCACUUCUUUUGUCGUCGAUGAUUUUCACGUGGACGGAAGAAUACUUGAUCCUGUGUGUCGGAAUCCCGCCGACCCGAACCAUGUCUCAGACGAUCUUCUUCGCUGGUACUUUCGACAGAGCGUUCUCGUAAACAUGAAAGGGGCUGGAGAACCUCCUUUUGAACACGAUUUCCCACCAGGAUCUGACAUGCUGGGGGAAAUACUGGAGGGGCCAUUUCCCAUCGAACGAUUCGAAAUGGAACUGUCGUCCAGAUUACGGGGAUGGGAACAACAGCAGGACUUCAUUCAGUGA
Penicillium chermesinum is the source of this 855-nucleotide messenger RNA. RefSeq lists its product as uncharacterized. Bases 1 to 855 code for a protein of 284 amino acids. NCBI's taxonomy places the organism in Eukaryota, Fungi, Ascomycota, Eurotiomycetes, Eurotiales, Aspergillaceae. The record is from RefSeq and is a predicted model, not a curated record. The transcript has 3 exons.